Molecule: messenger RNA, 1174 nt
Organism: Chara braunii
Lineage: Eukaryota; Viridiplantae; Streptophyta; Charophyceae; Charales; Characeae
Source: the annotation of a GenBank genome assembly
UGGAUGGCCAACCUGCUUUUAGUCAGAGCUUAUAUCCGUAUUAAUCUACCGUCAGAUGGGAAGUAACACGGUGGUUGGUUGCAAAGGAGAUGGAGAGAAUAUCCCAAAGAAGUUUGCUGUCAAUUUAUUUCCUUGACUUACUCAGAUAUCUUUGCCCUGAGCCGUAUCCAGAGGUCAAUAUUGAAUUCCUGGAGAAAAAUGGGAUCAAGCUCUUUCAUUUUGGGAUUGAAGGGAACAAGGAGCCCUUUGUUGACAUUCCUGAACCAGUUAUCCGCGAGGCGCUGAAGGUCCUUCUUGAUGUGAGGAAUCAUCCAAUACUGAUUCACUGCAACAAAGGCAAGCAUCGAACAGGAUGCCUGGUUGGAUGUCUGAGAAAAUUCCAGAAUUGGUCAUUGACGUCAAUCUUCGAUGAGUAUCGGCGGUUUGCUGGAACAAAAGUUCGCAUGCUGGAUCAACAGUUCAUGGAGCUCUUUGAUGUUUCCGACUUCAAGGCAUGGACUUAUUCUCGAAGACGCCUGCGUCAUUCCUGAGCAUAUGGCCUUCCACAGUUUGCAGGUGUCUGUCAUCUUUGCCUCCAUCUGCUUGGAUCAGAUCAAGUGCAACAUGUCAUUCUAGCGGAAGCGCGCCACGCCUCAUUGGCAAGCAUAGGUGGACGGUGGCGGGCUUUUCCAAAAUUAUCACAGAGACCGGGUGUGAAGCGAGACGGGGGAAUCUGACAGUUUGAUUGGUCUGUGGGUGAUGGAAUGGCAAAGCUGCUGUGGAGAGAAUGAGUGAUUGAAGCGCAAAGGAGAAAAAGAGCAAAUGGAGUGUUUUGGGUUAUGGGACUAAGGAACUAAGGACUAAGGUUGAGCUGUGGGGAGUCUGCCAAAAAAGCAUAAUUUUUCUAAGUCAGAGUGUUUUGGGUUAUGGGACUAAGGAACUGAGGACUAAGGUUAAGCUGUGGGGAGUCUGCCAAAAAAGCAUAAUUUUUCUAAGUCAAUCCCAUUUUCUCUUCCUUUCUCUCUUUCCCUGAAUUCAGUGUGUUUACCUUAGCGUUCUGGCCGUGGCACGAAGGUUAAGUUGUGCUGAUUUCAUGUGUUUGUUAAGUUGGUUGAGCAUUUUUUGCCUACCGUCUUCACUCGAAUUGAACACCCGGUCAAUAUCGCAGUAUGUACACAUGAAUUUGCCCCAAAUA